This is a messenger RNA of Brassica oleracea var. oleracea, 1362 nucleotides long. Its product is annotated as protein ROOT PRIMORDIUM DEFECTIVE 1. NCBI's taxonomy places the organism in Eukaryota, Viridiplantae, Streptophyta, Magnoliopsida, Brassicales, Brassicaceae. The coding region runs from base 60 to 1286 and encodes 408 amino acids. The transcript has a single exon. Gene Ontology annotation, molecular function: RNA binding. The record is from RefSeq and is a predicted model, not a curated record.
CUUUUCAGACAAAUUGCAAAAGUGUCGUGCUGUUCUGUGUUUGGGAGUAUGCACACAACAUGUUCGAUAUAAUGCCAAAACCAUUACAGUACAGAAGAUGUUUGGUUUCUUCCUGUCUGAACCACUUUCUGAAGAAGAGUGUGUUUAGAGAAAGUGAAAACUUGACGCUGUUUCCUGUACAGGUGAGACACAAGUCGGGUGGAGGAUUUAGACCGAAGAAGAAAGUAUACCACAGAGUUCACGAGCUUGACAAAGCCAUAGACCUGAAGAAGAAACCAUCUCUCAUACUCCAACUCAAAUCCAUGAUCCAAUCCCAGAAACACGGAACCAUUCUCCUAAGGGAUCUCGAGAAGCACGUUGGGUUUGUUCACAAAUGGAACUUAAUGGCUGCCAUCGAGAAGUACCCUUCCAUAUUCCACGUUGGAGGUGGAAACAGAGAGCCUCCUUGUGUAAUGCUAACCGAGAAAGCUCAGAAGAUUGCAGAUGAGGAAAGCGAAGCUAUAGAGUCAAUGGAGCCUAUUCUUGUCAACAAUCUCAGGAAGCUGCUGAUGAUGUCUGUUGAUUGUAGAGUGCCUCUGGAGAAAGUUGAGUUUAUUCAAUCCGCAAUGGGUUUGCCUCAUGACUUUAAGAGUAGCUUGAUCCCCAAGUAUCCUGAUUUUUUCUCUGUAAAGGUUGUUAAUGGUAAAGUUCAUCUCGUGUUAGAGAACUGGGACUCUUCACUAGCAAUCACCGCACGUGAAGAGAGGCUAUCACGUGUUCUCGAGCCACCAAGUGAGAACAGAAACAAGGUUAGGAUCACAAAGGAUGGUAACUUCUUGGGCCCAAACGCGUUCAAAGUUUCGUUUCCUCCUGGCUUUAGGCCUAACGCGAGCUAUCUAGAGGAGUUUCAGAAGUGGCAGAAGAUGGAGUUUCCAUCACCUUACCUAAACGCGAGAAGGUUUGAUUCUGCAGAUCCUAAAGCUAGGAAACGAGUUGUGGCCGUGCUUCACGAGCUGCUCAGUUUAACUAUGGAGAAGAGAGUGACUUGCUCUCAGCUGGACGCGUUUCACUCUGAGUAUUUGCUUCCGUCAAGACUAAUACUUUGCUUGAUAAAGCAUCAAGGGAUCUUCUACAUUACUAACAAAGGUGCAAGGGGUACAGUGUUUCUCAAAGAAGGUUAUGGUGGUUCAGGUUUGAUCGAGAAGUGUCCUUUGUUAUUGUUCCAAGAGAGAUUUGUUUCACUCUGUGGUCGGAGAGAAGUGAGCGUGUGUAAUGAUCAAUUGCAGUCUUCAAAUGUUAUCUCCUGAUGUUACCUUUAACCAGAGACAUCACAUUUAGUCUAAAGGGAGCUAGAAACAUUUUUUACUGGUCAUAAUAUAUAAA